CCAGAGAUCAGGCCAAAAGACGCUUCCAAGAGUUGGGAUUGAGUAAGGAGCAAGCUGAUACUCUUAUUCCUAUUCGUGCUCCUGGAAGACAUGUUGAUGAAAGAGAUCCCAUCAAAAUUAUUGCCCAGGAUAUUAUAAAAAAUGAUCUCUCACCUGAAGAGAUAAAUGAAAUAGCAUACGAGUUGGCUUCUUCUGCUCCCACUACUGUUGCAAGAAAUUCUCGUCUUAAUUUAUUACGGAAAAAAUUGCGUAGCUUAGGAGCUGACUAUCUCAUUAUUGAGGCAACAAAAAUACCUUUUAUUACUGAAGAAGCAAAUCAGAUUCAAGCAAGAAAACGUAUAGAUCAUAAUAGCAAUGCGUUUAAAGCGUUAUUCUUCAGAAAUCUAAUACCCGAUAACAAAAAAAAAGCUGUCAGAUUCGGGGUUGAAAAGCCUAUAAAAGAAAUAGUAGAACACUUGGAUAAUGUUUCAAAUACGUUCAAUGAAUUUAAAUCAAUUAUUGAGCGAACGAUCCAAGGUCCAGAUUCUGUAAAACACUUCUAUUCGAAACUAAAAUGGCAUAGUAAACUUAUUGGAUAUAAUAAUAACGAAGUCUUUAUUAAACAGCAAUUUCUUCGUGGAUUAUCACCCGAGAAUCAGAUAGAAGCUAGAAGAUGUGGAUUGGAACUUCCAUUAGAUGAGCUAGUAGAGAAACUGAGUAAAAUUGAGAACAUCCGAAAGAUAU
Molecule: messenger RNA, 723 nt
Organism: Paraglomus occultum
Lineage: Eukaryota; Fungi; Glomeromycota; Glomeromycetes; Paraglomerales; Paraglomeraceae
Source: the annotation of a GenBank genome assembly